Ziziphus jujuba (common jujube) is the source of this 861-nucleotide messenger RNA. Its product is annotated as alpha carbonic anhydrase 4. The transcript has 6 exons. Gene Ontology annotation, molecular function: zinc ion binding; carbonate dehydratase activity. The record is from RefSeq and is a predicted model, not a curated record. NCBI's taxonomy places the organism in Eukaryota, Viridiplantae, Streptophyta, Magnoliopsida, Rosales, Rhamnaceae. The coding region runs from base 118 to 861 and encodes 247 amino acids.
ACGGUUAUCCCUAUCGUCCUCUCCUAUAUGUAAUAUCGGAUUCACGUGUGUAUAUUUGUAAGUUGAACUCUAAAUGUAGAUUAUUGCUUUUACACUACUAAUUUGUUUUUGGUGGUAAUGGGCGAUGAUGAAUGUACGUACAUCGAAGAAUCAGAAACAGAAUAUUCAUACAUAGAAGCAACAAGAAGAGGACCAUCGAAGUGGGGUCAGCUAGAUCCAAAAUGGAAAGCUUGUAGUAAUGGAAGAACGCAGUCUCCCAUCGAUUUUGUCAAUGGAAGUCUCACGUUUUGCCCCACUUCGGGUGAACUCAAGAAAGAUUAUAAACCUGCUCCUGCUAAUUUGAUCAACCGGGGACACGAUAUUUCCGUGUACUGGAGAGAUGAUGCAGGAAAAAUUAACAUCUUGGGAACCGAUUACAGACUCAUACAGUUACAUUGGCAUUCACCAGCUGAGCACACUUUCAAGGGAAAAAAAUACAAUUUGGAGCUUCACCUUGUUCAUUCCAACUCUAAUAAUGACACAGCUGUUGUGGGAAUAGUCUAUAGAUUUGGUCAACCCGACCCUUUUCUCUCAACGUUGACGAAGAAGAUAAAAUCUCUUGGGAGUGAUGGAAAUAUAGAUUUGGGGAUUGUUGACCCAAAAAGCGUUGGGUUUAGAAGCAGAUCCUAUUACAGAUAUUUGGGUUCGCUUACAACUCCUUCAUGUACGGAGGGUGUGGUUUGGACUGUAUUUAGACAUGUGCGGACAGUUUCAUGGGAGCAAGUAAAAGCAUUGAAGGAUGCGGUUGAAGAGGGAUUUGAGUCAAAUGCAAGGCCAACUCAACCAUUGAAAGGAAGACCAGUUUGUUUCUACGCUCCAUAG